This is a messenger RNA of Dovyalis caffra, 1338 nucleotides long. The record is from the annotation of a GenBank genome assembly. NCBI's taxonomy places the organism in Eukaryota, Viridiplantae, Streptophyta, Magnoliopsida, Malpighiales, Salicaceae.
AUGACUCCCGAAAGUGACCCCGGCGAGCCUGUAACUCCUGCAGGCAGACUAUUCCUCCGGCCAGAAAUGGACUCCAUAAUCCACUGCGCGAUCGGUGUCAAAAACGAGAUGGGCAUAGACACCGUAAAAUCAGCAAUCAAGAAUUCUCUCAUGAUCAAGCACCCAAGAUUCUGUAGCCUCCUCGUACGUGAUAAGAAUGGACAGGAGCACUGGAAAAGGACAGAUAUUGAUGUCGAUCAACACCUUAUUAUAGUAAACAACAAGAAUGGUUUUUGCUGUUCAUGUGAUGAUGAUGUUGACAAAAUAGUGAACGACUAUUUAGCUGAUUUAGCAGUUAGUACUCCACUGGACAUAAACAAGCCUCUGUGGGAAAUCCAUGUCAUGUUGGAGCAGAAGUGUGCUAUUUUAAGGAUUCAUCACGCGUUAGGAGAUGGGAUUUCUUUGAUGUCAAUGUUUUUGGCGAUCUGCAGGAAAGCAAGUGAGCCUGAGGCCAUGCCUACUCUGGUUACUGGGAAGAGGGACUAUAGGAAGGAAGGGAAGCGACAGGAUUGGAGCGGGGUUCUUUUGGGAGUUCUAAAGGUGGUUUGGUUUAGUUUGGUUUUUUGUUUACAGUUUGUAUUGAGAGCUUUGUGGGUUAGCGACAAGAAGACUUCGAUUUCCGGUGGUGAUGGGGUGGAGCUGUGGCCGAGGAAAUUGGUUACUGCUAAGUUUUUGAUUGAAGAUAUGAAGAUUGUGAAAAGAGCUGUUGCUAAUGCGACUGUUAAUGAUGUUCUUUUCGGAGUGAUAUCAUCUGCACUGUCAAGAUAUUUGGAUCACAGAUCACCGAAUGCUAUGCAAGAAGGUCAGCAGAUAACAGGGAUGGCCAUGGUUAAUUUAAGAGAACAGCUAACGUUGCAGAAUCUAUCCGAAAUGAUGAAAAGCAAUUCAGGAUCGCAAUCAAAAUGGGGUAACAGUGUCGAUCCUCUUCAGUAUGUGAGAAGAGCUAAGUUGAUGAUUGAUAGGAAGAAAAAAACAUUUGAGGCUCCCUUCACAUAUCGAAUCGGAGAUCUAAUAAUGUCUUUGCUAGGAUCAAAGGCUGCUUGUAUCCUUAAUUACAGGGUACUUUGUAAUACUACGUUUACUGUCUCGAAUGUGGUAGGACCACAAGAGGAGAUUACUUUGAUGGGCAAUCCUAUAACGUUCAUAAGGGCACUAACAAUGCACAUGGUGAGCUAUGCAGGAAAAGCUGAGAUGCAAAUCAUGGUGGCCAAAGACAUUAUCCCUGACCCAGAAUUUCUUGCCAAGUGCUUUGAAGAUGCCUUGCUUGAAAUGAAGGAAGCAGCAGCAGCCACCAUAUAA